AUGAAGGGUUCCAUUUUUGUUCUGUUUCUAUUCUCUGUUCUCUUUGUCAUUUCAGAGGUGAGGAGUGAGGAUUUGGUGAAGCUCUGUGGGCGAGAGUACAUAAGAACAUUCAUCUACAUCUGUGCUAGCUCCAGGUGGAGAAGGAGUGUGGAGGGGAACCCUCAAGUUCAGCAAGCUGAGAGGCAAAACUUGCAGCUCCCUAAACAUGAGGUUUCUAUGGAAAAUGCAGCCCGUAACUUUCCAAAGAUGGAUUUCUUAGGGGAAGAACGUCUUCAGGGUGGACAGGUGCCCACUGAAGAAGGGCUCUGGAAGUCAAAGGAGCAUUCGGUGAUGUUAAGAGAAGAUUUACAAACUUUGUGUUGCACCGAUGGCUGUUCCAUGGCUGAUAUGAGCAGAUUUUGUUAA
Molecule: messenger RNA, 405 nt
Organism: Tupaia belangeri chinensis (Chinese tree shrew)
Lineage: Eukaryota; Metazoa; Chordata; Mammalia; Scandentia; Tupaiidae
Gene: INSL5
Product: insulin like 5
Exons: 2
Coding region: 1-405 (134 amino acids)
Biological process (GO): positive regulation of feeding behavior
Cellular component (GO): extracellular region
Molecular function (GO): G protein-coupled receptor binding; hormone activity
Source: RefSeq, a predicted model, not a curated record